AUGAGCCCAAGUGAUAUUUUUUUGACAGUGCUGGGGAUGAAGGCAGACCGACGAACUAUGAACUUGUGGAUAUUAAUCUUAAACUUUUAUUUGUGCUGGACUUCGGUUGACGCACAGAUGGGAUUUGAUGGUCCGCUCUCUGCACAGGAGCAGAUGUACAUCCUUUAUGAAAUCAAACUGCAGUGCUACCAGAACCUCUCCAGCAUUGAACCAGGGUCAACAGAUGAGACGUGCCCUCCAGACUGGGACGGUCUUAUUUGUUGGCCACAUGGCUCCCCUGGGCUGGUUACCAAGGUUCCCUGCCCGUCUUACAUCUAUGACUUCAAUCACAAAGGACAUGCCUACAGGAAGUGUGACGGCAAUGGUUCCUGGGUGUUUGUGGACCGCUGGAACAAAACAUGGACCAACUACUCAGAGUGUCUGCGCUUCCUCCAGCCCAGUGAUGACGAAGGGAGACAAGACUUCUUUGAGCGGUUGUAUGUCAUGUAUACCAUUGGCUACGCUGUGUCCUUCAGCUCUCUGUUGGUGGCCAUCUUCAUCAUUGGUUACUUCAGACGUCUUCACUGCACCAGAAACUACAUCCACAUGCACCUGUUUGUUUCCUUCAUGUUACGGGCUGUCAGCAUCUUUGUGAAGGACAAAGUUGUUCAUUCCAGUGCUGGAUUGCAGGACUUUGAUUCAGCCCUGUUGGAUAACUUAAAAACAGUCAGCAUGGCACCACUGGACAAGUCUCAGUAUAUUGGCUGCAAGGUGACAGUGCUGCUCUUCAUCUAUUUCCUGGCAACCAACUACUACUGGAUCCUGGUAGAAGGCCUCUACCUCCACAGUCUUAUCUUCAUGGCCUUCCGAUCAGACUCAAAAUACCUCUGGGGCUUCACACUCAUCGGAUGGGGUGUUCCGGCUGUUUUUGUGGCAGUGUGGGCGAUCGUCAGGGCAACGCUAGCAGAUGCAAGGUGUUGGGAGCUAAGUGCUGGUAACAUUAAGUGGAUCUACCAGGUUCCCAUCCUGACAGCCAUUGGGCUCAACUUUGUCUUAUUUGUGAACAUUGUACGAGUGCUGGCCACUAAAAUUCGAGAGACAAACGCAGGGAGAUACGACACCAGGAAACAGUACAGGAAACUGGCAAAGUCCACCCUUGUCUUAGUGCUGGUGUUUGGCAUCCACUACAUCAUCUUUGUUGGGAUGCCUCAUACAUUCGAGGGGCCGAGCUGGGAGAUCCGCAUGUACUGUGAGCUGUUCUUCAACUCCUUUCAGGGUUUCUUUGUGUCCAUUAUCUAUUGCUACUGCAACGGAGAGGUCCAGACAGAGAUAAAGAAAACAUGGACACGGUGGAACAUGGCCUUUGAGUGGGAGGGCCCGGUGGUAUGCGGCCGCUACCGUUACGGCUCUGUUGUCGUCGGCCUCAACAACAACAGUACCAGCAGCCAGUCCCACCUGGCAGGGGGUGGCCUUUCCACACGCUCCACUACGCUGGUUUCAAGCCGUGUUUAUCGUAGCUCAGGUCCGCAGCUAAUGCAUGCCACCCUCCCAGGAUACGUGAUCAGUAACUCAGACCCAUCGAUACCUGAAGAACCCGAGGACAGUGGCCCCAAGCGGGUGGACGAUAUCUCACUGAAGGAAAAUCUGCCUGUUCUUAGUACGAGUGCAACAACAGCCGAGGAUGAGGAGGAAACACUGUAG
Molecule: messenger RNA, 1680 nt
Organism: Morone saxatilis (striped sea-bass)
Lineage: Eukaryota; Metazoa; Chordata; Actinopteri; Moronidae
Gene: pth2ra
Product: parathyroid hormone 2 receptor a
Exons: 14
Coding region: 1-1680 (559 amino acids)
Biological process (GO): adenylate cyclase-modulating G protein-coupled receptor signaling pathway; cell surface receptor signaling pathway
Cellular component (GO): plasma membrane
Molecular function (GO): peptide hormone binding; parathyroid hormone receptor activity; G protein-coupled peptide receptor activity
Source: RefSeq, a predicted model, not a curated record